GCCGCGUGUCGGCCAUGGCGGCGGUGCUGGUGCGGGGAUUAGCGCGAUGCGGGGGUGCUCGUGGCGCGGCACGCGUGGGGCAGGUCCCUAAACCCCCUCUUUGUCCCCUGGCCCAGCGGUGCGUGAUGGGACGUGGGGGGCAGGACCGGAACCCCCCAGAUGGGGAGGUGGGCAAGGCGCAGCGUGCAGCCAGCGAGGGGGAGGGCGGGCAGCCCACCAUCUUCAGCAAGAUCAUCGACCGCAGCGUGCCUGCCACCAUCCUCUAUGAAGACGACAAAUGCCUGGUCUUCCGUGACGUGGCCCCCCAAGCCCCCACCCACUUCCUGGUGAUCCCCAAGCGCCCCAUCCCCCGGAUCAGCCAUGUGGGUCCUCAGGACACUGAGCUCCUGGGGCACUUGCUGGUAGUGGCAGCACGCACAGCACAGGCAGAGGGGCUGGCUGAUGGCUACCGUGUUGUGAUCAACGAUGGAAAGCACGGUGCCCAGUCUGUCUACCACCUGCACCUCCAUGUGCUGGGGGGGCGGCAGCUGAGCUGGCCCCCUGGGUGAGACCCCUUACAUCCCCCCAAUAAAGCACCUCCAUGGCAGUGAGUUCAG
This is a messenger RNA of Calypte anna (Anna's hummingbird), 596 nucleotides long. It is a transcript of the gene HINT2, whose product is annotated as histidine triad nucleotide binding protein 2. The record is from RefSeq and is a predicted model, not a curated record. Gene Ontology annotation, molecular function: hydrolase activity. Lineage: Eukaryota; Metazoa; Chordata; Aves; Apodiformes; Trochilidae. The coding region runs from base 15 to 548 and encodes 177 amino acids. Gene Ontology annotation, cellular component: cytoplasm; mitochondrion. The transcript is spliced from 5 exons.